AUGCUGGACGCUUCAAAGUCUGCCAGAGUGCAUCAGAACGAUAGGGAAAUUGGCCUGGCCGUGGCUAGAUCGCGGGCGACAGGUUCAAAGUCCACAGUCAAGAACAAAGGAAAAGCUACAAACGCAAUGCAGGUGGAAAAGGGAGCCAAGAAGCCGAAGUCGACGACAGCGAAGAAAACCUGCUUUCUCUCAUCCAAAGGGCUCACAUUCCUCGAUUUGUGCAUGGAUAUCCGCGCGCAGAUCUACAGCAUCCUCGAGGCAAUCCCCGACCAUUCAAGCGACGACGCCACAGACUUCCCCAAAGGCUACGAUGGCUGGUCCAAGACGCGCAAGUCUCUCCUCUUCGUAUGCCGGCAGGUCCACAACGAAUUCGCGCCUUAUUUCCUGCGGUCUACGACUAUCAGACUUGAAUACUGGAGACGCACACCAGAACUGUUCUCCGAGUUUCUCGCCACGCUUGAUCCGAUCAAGGUGAUCAACAUCCGCCACUUGGAAUACCGCGUCUUUCCGCCACGGAUCGCGGCAGAUAUGUUCGCGGAUGUUCCUAUCGGUCUCUUCGGCGUGCUUCUGCCUUCGUUUCGUGUCCUACCCUUCGAUCACGAGGCCGAGAACUACUCACUGUCCCGUCUCUACGGACGCUUCACGGGCGUGCUACACCUCGAGACAUUCGACGUGAUCCGCAGCCCGUUUGUAUAUAACCCCAUACGCGCGAUCCUGCCAGUGGACGACUUCCGCAACGCACAUUCGGUUCCUCGUGCAACGAUGGACCUCUCAACGGGAUGGCUGUGGUGGAGUUUGGAACAGUACUUGAGUGAGCAUGUCAUGCAGGAUUCGUACGUGGUGAGGACUCAGGGUUUAGAGCGCUUCGACCGGAGCUACAACAACAAUAACACCGCCCGGCUGUUCUUCCGCAAGAGCAGGGGGCAGUUGCAGAAGGAAGUGCAAGAGGCGGAGAAGAGAUUGGUGGAGGCCGGGAUGCCCAUGUGA
Cladophialophora psammophila CBS 110553 is the source of this 987-nucleotide messenger RNA. RefSeq lists its product as uncharacterized. The record is from RefSeq and is a predicted model, not a curated record. Bases 1 to 987 code for a protein of 328 amino acids. Lineage: Eukaryota; Fungi; Ascomycota; Eurotiomycetes; Chaetothyriales; Herpotrichiellaceae. The transcript has a single exon.